Molecule: messenger RNA, 846 nt
Organism: Ceratosolen solmsi marchali
Lineage: Eukaryota; Metazoa; Arthropoda; Insecta; Hymenoptera; Agaonidae
Gene: RpS3
Product: ribosomal protein S3
Exons: 4
Coding region: 61-789 (242 amino acids)
Biological process (GO): translation; positive regulation of apoptotic signaling pathway
Cellular component (GO): nucleus; cytosolic small ribosomal subunit
Molecular function (GO): structural constituent of ribosome; RNA binding
Source: RefSeq, a predicted model, not a curated record
AAAUUUCACAUCCCUUCUCUAAUUUUUAGUUCUCGGCCCUUUUUAAUGUGAACACCAAACAUGGCUGGUACGACAAUUUCGAAAAAACGAAAGUUCGUUGGAGAUGGAGUUUUUAAGGCUGAGUUGAAUGAGUUUUUGACUCGUGAACUGGCAGAAGAUGGAUAUUCCGGUGUUGAGGUUCGCGUUACCCCACAAAAAACUGAAAUUAUCCUUAUGGCUACGCAUACACAGAGUGUAUUAGGAGAGAAGGGCAGGAGAAUCAGAGAGCUGACUUCGGUCGUUCAGAAACGUUUUAACUUUAAGGAUUACAGUAUUGAAUUAUAUGCUGAGAAAGUUGCUACAAGAGGACUUUGUGCUAUUGCGCAAGCAGAGUCUCUUAGAUAUAAGUUAAUUGGUGGACUUGCCGUACGAAGAGCUUGUUACGGAGUACUGAGAUUCAUUAUGGAGUCUGGUGCUAAAGGUUGCGAAGUUGUUGUUAGUGGGAAGCUCAGAGGUCAAAGAGCCAAGUCGAUGAAAUUUGUAGAUGGACUUAUGAUUCAUUCCGGUGAACCUACGAAUGAUUAUGUUAACACCGCAACUCGGCAUGUACUUCUUAGGCAAGGUGUAUUGGGCAUCAAAGUAAAAAUUAUGCUGCCAUGGGAUGUUAAUGGUAAAAUUGGUCCUAAGAAACCAUUACCUGAUAAUGUCACUGUUCAAGAACCUAAGGAAGAGUUCUAUUCCCCGGGACCUAUGUCUGAAACAAAACCAGUUAAGGACCUGCCUGCGCCACCGCUCGUUCCUGCUCCAUAAAAACAUAAUCAUUCAAUAAAUUUUGAAUAAAAUUUAGAAAAAAAUGUUAAAAGUUCA